This is a messenger RNA of Salvia hispanica, 727 nucleotides long. The record is from RefSeq and is a predicted model, not a curated record. NCBI's taxonomy places the organism in Eukaryota, Viridiplantae, Streptophyta, Magnoliopsida, Lamiales, Lamiaceae.
CCAGCCCAAAACGAGUCGCAAUAGUAGUCAUUUUGUUCGAGAAAUUUCUCUCCAUCACUGAUUCAAUAUAAAAUUAACUCUCCUUUGCCGCCUUUCCAACUCGCUCAAAUAUUCAGGCGAAUCUCGCUCCAAUCUGCUUAUAAAUACAUUAUCACCUUAAACUGCAUUCAUUCUUCAUUGCUGGAGGUCACUUGAUUGAGUGGAAGGUUCCCGGUUCAAUUCGUACAUCUGUUAUGGGGUUGGAAAAUUCCUUAGGCACAUUAAGAGCUACUUGAAGAGUCAUGGCCAAGCAUCAUCCUGAUCUAAUUAUGUGCAGGAAGCAGCCUGGAAUAGCAAUUGGGCGGCUUUGUGAGAAAUGUGAUGGAAAAUGUGUGAUCUGUGAUUCCUAUGUGCGCCCUUGCACCCUUGUCCGGGUAUGCGAUGAGUGCAAUUAUGGAUCAUUUCAAGGUCGGUGUGUCAUCUGUGGAGGGGUCGGGGUAUCAGAUGCAUACUAUUGCAAUGAGUGCACACAGCAAGAGAAGGAUCGUGAUGGCUGUCCCAAGAUAAUCAACCUGGGAAGUGCUAAAACAGAUCUGUUCUACGAACGCAAGAAAUAUGGUUUCAAGAAACGGUGAUCUAUGCUGAGUUUAUGUUUAGGAAACAUAUAUAUUCCCUGGUCUGAUCUGAGGUGAGACUGUGUAUGAGAUCGUCAUCUGAGAUAUCAGUAGUAUUCUCUUAAUUGCGCACA